Clunio marinus is the source of this 360-nucleotide messenger RNA. The record is from the annotation of a GenBank genome assembly. Lineage: Eukaryota; Metazoa; Arthropoda; Insecta; Diptera; Chironomidae.
AUGGAUAGAAAAUUUGAAUUUCUAACUUGGAAAGGAUGGGUCAAAACACGAGAAGCUAUCAAUAUUACGAUAUAUAAAAAAAGAGCAAAAAAUAAUGACAACACAAUAAAACAGUCUAAAAAAAUGCAGUCGAGUGCAAUAGCAACAUCUUUUAUAGUCUACAACGAUGGAAGGGGAAUUGGGCCGGGAAAGGGAUUUGGAAAAUUGAAAAGCAGUGAAUGUUCAGCGUUCUUAUCAACAUUAUUCCGAAAUGGCAAACAAAAAGAAAUUUUAAAGUCCAUCAGGGCAUCCAGGGUUGCUGGAUUAUCGCGUAAAAUCCAAGCGCACGUUGAAAACUUACAGAAAAACACGUACGAAUAA